This is a messenger RNA of Perkinsus marinus ATCC 50983, 1848 nucleotides long. RefSeq names its product cdp-diacylglycerol--serine o-phosphatidyltransferase, putative. NCBI's taxonomy places the organism in Eukaryota, Perkinsozoa, Perkinsida, Perkinsidae. The record is from RefSeq and is a predicted model, not a curated record. Gene Ontology annotation, cellular component: ribosome; mitochondrion. Gene Ontology annotation, molecular function: rRNA binding; structural constituent of ribosome; CDP-diacylglycerol-glycerol-3-phosphate 3-phosphatidyltransferase activity. Gene Ontology annotation, biological process: translation; cardiolipin biosynthetic process. The transcript has 14 exons. Bases 1 to 1848 code for a protein of 615 amino acids.
AUGUCGGAGAAGGACGAAACUAGGAUAUUUUCAUUCGAGAUCCCAGACAGUGCAAUAGACGUCUACUACACUCCAGAGGACUUCUAUGAGGAGGUUUUGGCUCUGAUACGAGGAGCCAAGACUCGGUGUAAGAUGAUUACUCUGUAUGUUGGUACAGGGGAUAGGGAGAGGGAGAUGCUGAGGGCCUUGGGAAGGGAAUGCAACGCACCUGAGAGGACACUGGUCAUGGACUACUUACGAGGCACGCGUAAAGACCACAAAACAGGGGCUAGCUCGGUGUCCCUGUGUAAGAAGGAAGUAUUGCACGAUCAUACAGGGGAGCUGAUACGGAACCCUGCUGAACUGAAGUUCUUUUGCAGUCCGAUGUACAAAGGCGCUGGCCGGGUCUUCCUACGGGAACGACAGAAUGAGGUUUUGGGGGUACAGCACAUGAAGGCUAUUGUCGCUGAUGACACUGUCCUUCUCACAGGAGCCAAUUUUGGUGGCAGCUACUUUAGGGAUAGGCAAGAUAGGUGUCUGGUACUACGUAAUUGCCCCGAUAUCGCUGAGUUCGUAAGCAGUGUAAUAGAUGCCGUGUCCAGUGCAUCUAUAGACGUAGGAGAGGCAAGGCAUGGUCAACAUCAUGAUGCUCCAAAGUCUAAGGAGACUAAAAGGAUACUUCGAGAAAAUUUUGAGAAAGUUUUCGAUAAAUUCAAGGACUUCAACGGAGGUAAGCUCCUCGCCUUGAGCCUGUUAGUGUACUUGAACGGAAGGGACGGCUCCACUGUUGGAAGAGAUUCACCUGUUCCCGAGCCGAAGAAUACUAAGCGAUGCAUAGUCCAGGUGGGCAUCCAGUGCGGAUACCUCAACAUGCAUGCUGAUCAAGAGCUGCUGUGGAGACUCCUUGAGAUCAUGGGGGAUGGGGAUGGUAGUCGGCUGGUGAUGGCUUCAGGCUACGCCAACCCUCCCCCUGGCAUUGAAGGAAUGCUUGCAAGUCGCCCUAUCGAUGUCAUCGUCGCUUGUCCGAAGGCUAAUAGUUUCUAUAAGAGCGGUGGAUUGAGCCAGCAUAUACCAGAUAUGUACACUACGAUGGAGGUUGACUUAAUGAAAAGAUUAACGCGUGGAACGCUGCAUGAAUACGAACGACCGUACUGGACUUUCCAUGCGAAGGGCAUCUGGGGUUAUCGAUCUGUCGGGUCUACACCUGUUGGAUGCCUAGUGGGUAGCAGUAACUACGGCUAUCGGGCGCGGGAUAGAGACCUUGAGAUGAGCUUCUUGUUCCGUACGAAGGAGGGCUCAGCCUUCAGUGGCAAACUGCAAAAGGAGGUUGAUAAUAUGAUGGAGUAUUCAUCGACAGUACCGACCCCAUCGGAACUGAUUACCGCACGAAACAUCCCAGCCUGGGUUCAGACUUUUACUAGGAAUGAUCUCCUUGGAAUGCCAUUCUAUCGUACAUACUUCCUCGUCCACAACGAAGUGACCAACCAUGAACUGAGGUGCUUGGUUAAGGAGAUGGCUCGAGCAGUGACCAACAACCGGGGUGUUGUAUUCAGCUUUGAGGACCUCGGCUGGAGAAAUCUACCUUACUUCCUAUUGAAGCAGGGGUAUCGGCGAAAGUUCUUCUAUGGGAGGUGGUUUACCAUGAACUUUGGAGCUCAUCCGGCAUCAUGGAAUGCCAUUGAGGAGAUAGGCCGUCACAACACGGGCAUUCUACGGCUAAGUACGGAGAAGGUUACGCCUUAUAACAAUAUGUGGAAGUUACGGUACUUGAGGACCAGACUUGGGUCUACCUUUUACAAGCCUAUCAGCUUCUAUACGGGUACCACUGAGAAGGAGACCAACAUGCCCAAUGAGGACUUCUCUAUUUGA